Penicillium verhagenii is the source of this 996-nucleotide messenger RNA. Its product is annotated as quinone oxidoreductase family protein. Gene Ontology annotation, molecular function: zinc ion binding; quinone reductase (NADPH) activity. The coding region runs from base 1 to 996 and encodes 331 amino acids. The record is from RefSeq and is a predicted model, not a curated record. Gene Ontology annotation, cellular component: cytoplasm. Gene Ontology annotation, biological process: cellular response to oxidative stress. The transcript has 3 exons. NCBI's taxonomy places the organism in Eukaryota, Fungi, Ascomycota, Eurotiomycetes, Eurotiales, Aspergillaceae.
AUGUUGUCCGCCAACAUGAAAGCAGCUGUUUUGUCCAGUAUUGGAGGCCCGGAAGGCUUCAAAUGUUUGGACGACAUACCGAUUCCAGAGCUACAAGAAGGCACAGUCAUAGUCAAAAACAAAAUUUCCAGCAUUAAUUAUGCUGAUGUUUAUUUCCGUACUGGGAUUUACCCAAGUGCUGGGAAUACGGACCUCAUUCUAGGCCAAGAAGCAGCUGGGGUUAUUGUGGCCGCCCCUGUCGACGAACCUCUCGGUCUCAAGAAAGGUGACCGGGUAGUUUGGAUUGCUCAAGGCGCAUAUGCACAGUAUACGCGCGUUCCGACAUCCCAAAUUAUCAAGAUUCCACAGGGAGUCGAAGAUGAAGAUGCAGCUGGUGCUUUCUUGGCUGGAAUGACCGCGCUGACUCUCAUCAGCGAAGCUUUCCCAGCCAAAGCCGGGGAUUGGGCUCUUGUUCAUGCAGCAGCGGGAGGCGUUGGAUUGCUUCUCUGUCAAGCGCUCAAGGACAUGGGUGCCGUGGUGAUCGGAACUGCCGGUGGUCCGGAAAAGUGCCAACUGGCGCUUCAGAAUGGAGCGUCUCAUGUCAUUGAUUAUCGGGCGGAGAAAGAAUGGCCAAAGAAGGUUCUCGAGCUGACGGGUGGUCGCGGCGUCGAUGUUGCCUACGAUGGCGUUGGUAAAGACACCUGGGAAGGUACGAUUCAAACUAUCGGGCUUUUUGGAACGGCUGUCUUUAUCGGGAAUGCAAGUGGCGCUGUGCCUCCAAUCGGUCUUGAGAAAUUGACCGCGAAAAACAUUUCUCUUAUUAGGCCAACUCUGCGAAACUACAUCUCCACGAGAUAUCGGUUGGAGAGAUAUGGAAAUAAGGCCCUUGAAAUGGUCCAGCAGGGGAAGUGGAAGAUUCUCAAACAUGACCGCUAUUAUUCACUUGAAGAAGUUGAACAAGCCCAUCGGGAUCUGGAGAACCGAGCUACAAAGGGGAAGCUUUUGAUUAGACUAUAG